UGACAGGAGCCGGGGAAGCCCUAAAGGACGCAGGACCUCUCUGCGCCGGGAGGGCAGCUGGUCGAGCCGGGCCGCCUGGAGCGGAGGGGAGGGCCGCCCGCAGCCCAGCGCCAGGCUCCCGCCGCCGCGUGUCGCCGCUCCGGCCGCCCGCGCGCACCAUGCUGCCGCCCCGGCUCUGCUGGCUGCCGCUGCUGCUCGCGGGGCUGCUGCCGCCGGCGCCCGCGCAGAAGUUCUCGGCGCUCACGUUUUUACGGGUCGAUCAAGACAAAGACAAGGACUGCAGCCUGGACUGCGGGGGCUCCCCCCAGAAGCCGGUCUGUGCGUCCGACGGGAGGACCUUCCUGUCCCGCUGCGAGUUCCAGCGCGCCAAGUGCAAGGACCCGCAGUUGGAGAUCGCGUACCGGGGCAACUGCAAAGACGUGUCCCGGUGUGUGGCCGAGCGGAAGUACACGCAGGAACAGGCGAGGAAGGAGUUCCAGCAGGUGUUCAUCCCGGAGUGCAGCGAGGACGGCACCUACAGCCAGGUCCAGUGUCACAGCUACACGGGAUACUGCUGGUGCGUCACGCCCAACGGGAGGCCCAUCAGCGGCACCGCCGUGGCCCACAAGACGCCCCGGUGCCCGGGUUCCGUAAAUGAAAAGUUACCUCAACGGGAAGGCACGGGGAAAACAGUCUCCAUGCAAACGUUUUCCGUUCUGAAUUCAGAUGGUGCCUCAGCCCCUUCGCUGGACACGCAGCCUCAAGGCGACGAGGAAGAUAUUGCCUCGCGCUACCCGACGCUGUGGACGGAACAAGUUAAAAGCCGACAGAACAAAACCAACAAGCAUUCAGCGUCCUCGUGCGACCAGGAGCAGCAGUCGGCGCUGGAGGAGGCCCGGCAGCCGCGCAACGACAACGUGGUGAUCCCCGAGUGCGCGCACGGCGGCCUCUACAAGCCGGUGCAGUGCCACCCGAGCACGGGCUACUGCUGGUGCGUGCUGGUGGACACGGGACGCCCCAUCCCCGGCACCUCCACCAGGUACGAGCAGCCGAAAUGCGACAACACGGCCAGGGCGCACCCCACCAAAGCCCGGGACCUCUACAAGGGCCGCCAGCUGCAGGGUUGUCCCGGUGCCAAAAAGAAUGAGUUCCUAACGAGCGUUCUGGACGCACUGUCCACCGACAUGGUGCACGCCGUCUCCGACCCCUCCUCCUCCGGCAGGCUGUCCGAGCCCGACCCCAGCCACACGCUGGAGGAGAGAGUGGUCCACUGGUAUUUCAAGCUGCUGGACAAGAACGCCAGCGGGGACGUCGGCAAGAAGGAGCUGAAGCCCUUCAAGCGGUUCCUUCGGAAGAAGUCCAAGCCCAAGAAGUGCGUGAAGAAGUUCGUGGAGUACUGCGACCUCAACAACGACAAGGCCCUGUCCCUGCUCGAGCUGAUGGGCUGCCUGGGCGUGACCAAGGAGGAGCGCAAGGCCGGCAGCAGGAAGCGGCACACCCCCAAAGGUACUGCGGAGAGCACUGCUAAUAGACAGCCCAGGAACCGAGGAUAAGAGACGGCGGCCGAGGCGCCUGAGACGUGUGGGAGGCUCCCUCACCAAACGCAAUUAAAAAACAGAAACAAAACCCAUAGUAUUUGCACUUUGUACUUUAAAUGUAAAUUCACUUUGUAGAAAGGAGAUAUUUAAACGGACUGCUUUCAUCUGUGAAAAGGGCGGGGCCGGCUUCGGCAGAUUCGUCACAUACAAUGUAUGUGUCCCCUUUGACCUUGGACGUCUGCACUGGGUGGCGCUGUUCGGGGCGGGUUUCCACUUGCUCUCCGGGCCGCAUGGUGUCCGUGUGGAGGCUGGCGGCUCGGGCACAGCGGCUGCGGCCCGUGGCUCCUCCCUGGCACGGGAUGGGUGCUCCCUGGCACUCGGCUUCCUCGGGCCGCUGCUCUGAGACCCGCUGCAUUGGCAGCUUGGGGUCCCUGUGGGAGCUCACCUUCGGUCUGUAAGGUGUGCGGUCAGCUGCCAGCCUUGCGUGCAGGUGGCGUGUGCCGGGCUGCGUGUCUCUGGGACCUGCUCCCUUUGUUCUGCUUGCCCGAGGUCUCGCUCCUGUCACGUCGGCAGCCACAACAGCUGGAUGAUGGGAUCUGGGGGACGGUCCCCGACCACCUCAAGGUUGGCCUCAGGCAGUGAAAUCAACGCUGGGGACCCCCUCUCCCCCCGCCCUCCGCGCUGGCUCCAGCCGGCGGGCAGGGUCCAAGGCCAGAGGGGAGUUGGAAUCAGGCCGAAACUGCCAUCUGCCCACCUCUGCCCUUCCACCUGGCCUUGCCCUCCGGGGCCCCUGGCAGGUGAACGGUCCCUGAGCAGCUCCCGACAGACAUUCCUUAAAGGAGGCGCAGCCGGGACGGCUGGGCGCUGGGUGGUGUGCCCUCGGCAGGCAGGGGGCUGGGCCCGGGUUCCGUUUCCUCCUCGUUCUUUCCUGAAGGCCCCAAGGGCAUGAGAACUUGUCACUGGGCCAGUCCUCUGGGGCACUUGGGCGGGACGGGUCAGGACUGACGCUCACACGGAGAGCCACUGAACCGGCCCCUGUCCAGCCGGGGCCGCUGGACCCCGCACGGAGCGGCCACGGCUCUGCAGCCCCUGGGAGGUCAGGGGGCUGCGUGUGACCGGCCGGGAGGCUGGCUCGGCUCCGACGUGUGGUCGGGAAAACACCUCCGGGGGCCUCACUCCCCAGCACGUGGCGGACACCGACCCUGUGAAUCGGCGUGGAGACGGCGGCUUCUCCUUGUCUAACGUGCAGAGCGAAAGCUGAACCUGGAGCCACUAAACCAUCAGCGUCGCAAAGGACACAGUUACGCUCCCAAACUUAUUGGAUAAUCUUUUCUAU
Messenger RNA from Eptesicus fuscus (big brown bat), 2853 nucleotides. It is a transcript of the gene SMOC2, whose product is annotated as SPARC related modular calcium binding 2. NCBI's taxonomy places the organism in Eukaryota, Metazoa, Chordata, Mammalia, Chiroptera, Vespertilionidae. The record is from RefSeq and is a predicted model, not a curated record. The coding region runs from base 159 to 1532 and encodes 457 amino acids. Gene Ontology annotation, biological process: extracellular matrix organization. Gene Ontology annotation, cellular component: basement membrane. The transcript has 13 exons. Gene Ontology annotation, molecular function: protein binding; extracellular matrix binding; heparin binding.